Marchantia polymorpha subsp. ruderalis is the source of this 2174-nucleotide messenger RNA. NCBI's taxonomy places the organism in Eukaryota, Viridiplantae, Streptophyta, Marchantiopsida, Marchantiales, Marchantiaceae. The record is from the annotation of a GenBank genome assembly.
ACACGCAUUGCACAUGCGGAAUUAGCAGUCUAAGUUUUAUGUCCUUUCCGUGCGAGGAUCACUAGGAACAUUCAAGCAUCAAUUCCAGGAUCAGAUCUCCGAUCCGUAGCAUCGAGAGUUUGGACAUGUGCAUGGGUGGAUGCGUCGUGUGCUGAGGACAUCGUUGCCUUCGAUAUCACAUAUCACAUAUCGAUUUCGUCACCUUCGAUAUGUAUCAGUUGUAAAUCUUUUUAUCACAGAGUCGCAGGCCCUGAAUGGCGAAAAAUAUACCUCACUUAUCGACAUAAGCACUAGUCGCAGUUUUCUCGGUCCCGUUUUCUUCCGGCGGAGAAGUUCUCUUUCGUACUCCGGAGUCUGUGCUGUACUUGCAGCGACUCUGCCUGUCGUCAUAGCUGUGGAUCAUCAGCCGUCCAGAUCUCCUUUCCUUCUGCUAUCGUUGUCCCAACCACCCUUUUCUCCUCGCGGGCCGGGUCUGAACGCGCAUGAAUGUGAACGAGCUGUCCUCACGCCACAUCUACCCGUAGCCGAUUGCACGCUUGGCAAUCACCAGAUGCAGGCAUUGUGAAUGUGAUCAAGAAAGCAAAAUUUAGGAGGUUGGUGUGAUUGUGUCCUUCACGUUGCUGUUGUUCGUUGACACUGUGUUUACAGUUGACGGUUUUAGGGUUUUGCGAUGGCGAGCAUCGGAGGCGCGUUCGGAGGUAAUCGGGGAUUGACACCCAUCCCCCCGGAGAAAGGAGUUUUUCCCCUGGAUCAUUUACAUGAGUGCGAUGCGGCCAUGAAGGAUUACAUGAAAUGUCUGAAGGAGAGCAAAUUCGACUCUGAGAAGUGUAGGCAGCUUUCGAAAGUGUACCUGGAGUGUCGCAUGGAGAGGGGCUUGAUGGCCAAGCAAGACCUUAAAGAGUUAGGGUUUAAGGAAGGCGAUGGCGGACGGGUGGAAGCCGAAGUUCUUGGAGGGUCUGGAACACCGUUGGUAAACGAGCACAGCAAGCUGCGAGAUGGAUUCGUGUCGGGAAUUCGCAAAACAUCGUCUGGAUCUACUCGAUAAGUGACCUCCCGUCGAGGUGCCGACAGAAGUGAGGGAAAUCUCUUACAUUUGCAGAAUUACAAGCUGCCUGUUCUCGACUUUGGUCCUUGGUUCUCAAGUCGAUCGCGAUUGUACAUAAUAGCAAUAUCGUCUGUGACUGGAAGCCAGCCACAGGAUUGCCACAUUUUUGGGACAGAUCAAACAGAAAUAAAACUUGGAACUGGCUUUUCUUAUUAGUUUGUAGCUGCCGCUGGAUUAGGAGCAAAUGACCCAGCGGUAUGAGAGGCCUAGCAUUCAACGAUUGUAAGUUUUAACAGCCAAAGGUUUUGCAUAGUCAAGUAAGUAGUCCGUGGGUGCCAAUACUGUCCAGCCCGGAAGCAUGUGGAGCACGUACGCGCUGAAUUAUAUACAAUUUCGAUGCACUCGAGGGUUUUGAGGAAUGAUUGCUCUGUCUCUAUCUGUCUGUCAGUCGGACAUCCUCAUUCCUUCCGCCUCUGUUUGUGUUUGAUUACACCAAAGUCUCAUAACCUUUUGGGUUGCAAGUGAUGACUAGCGGGCAUAGUGGACAUCAGUGUGCCCUGAGUCGACAUCUCCGAUGCCCUCCUGCAUGUAGGCCAAAUGCUCGAGACGACGACAGAUGUAUCUUCAUAAUCGGCCUCGUCUUUUCUCAUCAGCUCGAGUCCUCAUUUUGGUCUCCGUUUUACCACCUUAACUUGCUGACUUCUUCAAUUCAUUGAGUGAUUGUGAUAUUACUAUUCUGCGGACUGCUGAAUCCUCUCAUGAAAGACACCUUUCAACUUCAUGCAUGGAGCUUUGAAGGACGACUGUAGGGACUGCAUAAUCACCUGCCAGAGCCCAGCUUGCAUGCAUGGCUAUCAUUCAAGAACAAGUAAUGUCCUUCCCGUCCCCCAUGGAGUUGCAAUCAGUUCUAUGGACUAGGGCUUUUGUAUGCAAGUGAAAAGUCCUACAAGCAUGUGUACCCAGAGUGGACGCCCCGUGCAAAAUCACAACGCUGGUGCAGUGGUGCCACGUAACAUCAUUUGAAACCGGACCUCGGUAACAGCCGUAUCUCAAGGAAUCGAGUAUGAAGCGCACCAAUUUUUUCAGUGGCAAUCAUUGAAUAGAUGAUAAGCGCCAAGGUUGUGUCUCU